AUGAAAUGCAUGUAAAAUAAAAUAAAAUUGUAUCAACAGGUAGCGGUUCAAAAAUACGUUUGUAAUAUUGUUUAUAUCGUUGUCAAUUGAAAAUGAAGGAGGACGAAGAUGAUACAUUUGUUAGAGAAUUAGAAUUAGAGAGCUGUAAUGUCACUCUGAAGUUUUUUCAAAAAAAAGUUGGUGAUGUCAGUUGCGUCAUUUGGGAUGCAGCAUUGGUACUUGCUAAGUACUUGGACUUAAUUAGUCAAAACAGUAAAUGGCUGCAAGGGAAACAAGUUUUAGAACUUGGAGCAGGUUUAGGAUGCGCUGGUCUCACUGCAUCGUGCUUAGGGGCACAUGUCGUUCUGACCGAUUUGGAAAGUGUCGUACCCAUGUUAAAGAAAAACAUUAUUGCUAAUGAAAAGCAAUGGAGAGGGUCUGGUGGAACUGCCAAAGCUCAAAUAUUGGAGUGGGGAAAGAAAAUUGAUUUGGAUUUUAAGCCUGAAAUAGUUCUCUUAACUGAUUGUAUAUACUACGAGGAGUCGAUAAAACCACUUUUGGAUACCUUAGAAAAUUUAUGCAAUAGCGACAAUGGAACGUAUGCAAUUUUAUCGCAAGAAGAAAGAGAAACACCAAAACAAAUUGCUAUUUGGAAGGAUUUUUUAACAGAAUUGAAUAAUAGAUUUAAGGUUAAAAUUAUUCCAAUAUCCGAGCAGCAUCCAACAUUUUCAAACUUCGAUAUUCACUUGAUGAAGAUUUUUAAGAUGUAAAUUUUAAUUUAAACC
Messenger RNA from Ceratosolen solmsi marchali, 764 nucleotides. Its product is annotated as protein-lysine methyltransferase METTL21D-like. NCBI's taxonomy places the organism in Eukaryota, Metazoa, Arthropoda, Insecta, Hymenoptera, Agaonidae. Gene Ontology annotation, cellular component: protein-containing complex; cytosol. The transcript has 3 exons. Bases 93 to 749 code for a protein of 218 amino acids. The record is from RefSeq and is a predicted model, not a curated record.